CUCAUCUGUAACAUGGGAUAAGAAUGCCUGAGGUAUCUACCUCACGCAGAACUGCUCCUGAGCCUCUCCCUCCCUAGCCCCGUCUGGGCUCUCCUGAGGUGGAUGGCACCCAGCACAGUACAGUCCAGCCCAGCAGGGAGGGGACAGCCCGCCCAGGGAGGAGCAAAGGAGAUGAUCCCUGUCCCCACAGCCCCAGCCAAGACAAAAGGCUAUUAUAGCUGCCAAAGCCAGCAGAGACCCAGGAGCACAAUGAGCUACAGAGUCAGAGCCCUGAGCCCUCAGCAGCAGGACGCCCUAAUCCAGGUGACUGAGAUGCCAUCCCGAAGGAAGCCCUGGCACAGCAUGGCAAAGGGGCUCCUUCUGGGUUGCCUCUUUACUGGCCUUCUAUUGCUGUUCUACUCUUACACUAUUGCUCCUUCUCAAGCCACCAUGGCCAAGGCCCCAGAGCCAGCCCGAUGCUCCUCUCCACCCACUUUACCUACCAACAUCCCCAAAGGCUCCUGCUGGCCGAAGUUAGAUGUUGUGUUCAUGAAGACUCACAAGACCGCCAGCAGCACCCUGUUAAAUAUCCUCUUCCGCUUUGGCCAGAAGCACAAUCUCAAGUUUGCUUUUCCCAGUGGAAUGAGUGACUUCAACUACCCGUCCUUCUUCAAGCGUAACACGGUGCACAACUACCAGCCUGGCGACUGCUUCAAUAUCAUCUGUAACCAUAUGCGUUUUUCCUACGCUGAAGUGCAUAGCCUGGUGACCCCCAACGCCACGUUCAUCACGGUGCUACGGGAUCCAGCCCAUCUCUUUGAGUCAUCUUUCCAAUACUUUGGGGUGUUGGUGCCCUUCACAUGGAAGCUCACUGGCCGCAACAAGUUGGCCAAGUUCCUGCAGGACCCUGACCGCUACUACGACCCCAAAGGCAUCAAUGCCCACUACCUCCGCAACCUGCUCUUCUUCGACCUGGGCUACGACAGCGGGCUGGACCCCCGCAGCCCCCAGGUGGAGGAGCACAUCCUGGAGGUGGAGCAGAGGUUCCACCUGGUCAUGCUGCAGGAGUACUUCGACGAGUCCCUGGUGCUGCUCAAGGACCUCAUGUGCUGGGAGCUCGAGGACGUCCUCUACUUCAAGCUCAAUGCCCGCCGGGCCUCUGCCAUCCCCCAGAUGACAGGCAAGCUCUACCAGCAGGCCACGGACUGGAACCAGCUGGACGCGCGCCUCUACCGCCACUUCAACGCCAGCUUCUGGCGCAAGGUGGAGGCCUUCGGGCGGGAGCGCAUGGCCCGCGAGGUGGCUUCUCUGAGACAGGAGAAUAAGAGAAUGGAAAGGAUCUGCAUUGAUGGGGAGCAUGCAGUGGAUGCCAAGGACAUUGAGAAACCAUCACUGCAGCCCUGGCAGGCAAUGGGGACAAAGACAAUUCUUGGUUACAACCUAAAGAAGCAUAUCAGUCAUCAGUAUGGCCAGUUGUGCCGAAAAAUGGUGACUCCUGAAAUCCAGUACAUGACUGAACUUGGGGUCAACUUGUGGGUCACCAAGUUAUGGUGGUAUAUUAGGAAAUUGCUGCAUAUUUAAUAGAUACCUGACCCUGACCAAUUCUCUGUUAUUCCUGGCUCAAAAAAAACAUGG
Messenger RNA from Phascolarctos cinereus (koala), 1614 nucleotides. RefSeq names its product galactosylceramide sulfotransferase-like. Gene Ontology annotation, biological process: myelination; galactosylceramide biosynthetic process. Gene Ontology annotation, cellular component: membrane. The record is from RefSeq and is a predicted model, not a curated record. NCBI's taxonomy places the organism in Eukaryota, Metazoa, Chordata, Mammalia, Diprotodontia, Phascolarctidae. Gene Ontology annotation, molecular function: galactosylceramide sulfotransferase activity.